AUGUCAUAUGUAACAAGUUGGGGGGCUCACAAGAUAUUUGAAGGGCUAAAAUUGCAGCCAGACACACGCUACGCAAAAGUCCUAGAUGGGCACAAAGAACAACUACGCAUACUCUAUUAUGGUAACCGAUUUUUCGAUAUCGGCCUCUUUGUGGAUAUCAUAAUAGCCGAGUUUCUCCUUCGUGCAAUCGUUCAAGGACAAUCUCUAAAGAGCAAGCAACGUGACAAGGCCCAGCAUAAGCUUUACCUUGCCGAAACAAUGUUUCCUAUUGGGCCGAUCAAACAGUCCUAUGAGAGCCUACGACAAAAUACAACUUGGUAUCUUCGGAAAGAACUAGUCGAAGAUUGUGUGAAGAGAGGGGGCUGCUGUGGUCGAACCUGUGGGUGCUGUCAGAUCCACCACGAAGGAGCAGAAAGAACCAAGGGGGUUGGACACUGUACGCCUGCGUGCGGAUGUUGUUCGAUCGAACGAGGUUUCGAGUAUACUAAGGAAGAGAGACAAGGCUUCGUCGAUGAUUUUAAAAAGAAGAUGUACGACGAUAACCCGGCCUGUGUCAUCCAGAUGGCAGAAGCUUUCUUUUUACCGCCACCGGAGGAUAAACCCAAGGAGGAGAUGCCCCAGGAGGAGAGAACACAGUGCGAGGGUGCAAAAAAGCCGUGGUGGAAACGAAUGUCUGCGAAGGGUUGA
Penicillium concentricum is the source of this 687-nucleotide messenger RNA. RefSeq lists its product as uncharacterized. Lineage: Eukaryota; Fungi; Ascomycota; Eurotiomycetes; Eurotiales; Aspergillaceae. The coding region runs from base 1 to 687 and encodes 228 amino acids. The transcript has 2 exons. The record is from RefSeq and is a predicted model, not a curated record.